This is a messenger RNA of Symbiodinium necroappetens, 1065 nucleotides long. The record is from the annotation of a GenBank genome assembly. Lineage: Eukaryota; Dinophyceae; Suessiales; Symbiodiniaceae.
AUGCCUCGUAAAACACAGUGCGUCCACCCGGACAAGCCGAUGAUGUUCGCGUGCGCCGACUGCCCUCGUCGUGGCUUCUGUGGCUCCACGCGUGCGGCGCCGCGGGAUGGCAAGGCUGCCCGCAGCGCUGUUGCCCGGCUCGGGCUGGCAACAGAGGCGGAGAGCCGAGAGGGCCGAGAAUCGACCAGCGAGGAAGUGAUGCGCCGAGUGAAGGACAUGGCCUCGGAGGCCUCCACAGCUUCGCUGCCUGACCAUGUGGUGAAGCACGCCGCGGUGCAGGUCCUCGCCGCCCUAGCCGCCACCGCAGCACCGCUCGCAGCCAAGGCAGACGACGUCCCCGCGCUGCAGUCUGUGGGAGCACCGCAAAUGCAAAUGCAGCAGCCUGGUGGGGGUGGUUUCGCCCGUGUCACAGGGCGCGUGACCUACUCCCGUCUCCUCGAGUUCGUGGAUGAGGGCUCUGUGAAGCGUGUGGACUUCUACGACCUUGGGCGCACGGCGGUUGCCACCGUUUCUGUGGGUGGCCGCGAGCAGCAGCUUGUGUGCGAUCUUCCCGGAGCCACCACAGGCCUCAUCGAGAAGCUCACGGCAAAGGGCAUUUCCAUCGAGGUCCACCAGCCCGAGAAGCCCAACCCUUUGUUUAACGUGCUCGGUGACGUUGCCUUCCCACUUCUGCUGAUCGCCGGCCUGCUCUUCCUGCGCUCCCGCGCUCCUGGUGGCGGCGGCAUCCCAGGCUUUGGCAACCGGGGCCAGGCGAAGAUCAUGAUCACUCCAGAGACGGGCGUGAAAUUUGAAGACGUGGCCGGGAUUGACGAGGCUAAGGAAGAGCUGAUGGAGAUUGUGGAUUUCCUUAAAGCACCAGAGAGGUUCGUGAAGGUUGGCGCCAAGAUUCCCCGUGGCGUGCUGUUGACAGGACCUCCUGGCACUGGCAAGACGCUGAUGGCCAAGGCUCUCGCUGGCGAGUCUGGUGUGCCAUUUAUCCAGUCAUCCGCCUCUGAGUUCAUCGAGCUCUUCGUCGGUGUGGGUGCUUCUCGCGUGCGGGACAUCUUCAAGCAGGCGAAGGAGAAA